Molecule: messenger RNA, 509 nt
Organism: Anopheles stephensi (Asian malaria mosquito)
Lineage: Eukaryota; Metazoa; Arthropoda; Insecta; Diptera; Culicidae
Product: flexible cuticle protein 12-like
Exons: 1
Coding region: 95-412 (105 amino acids)
Cellular component (GO): chitin-based extracellular matrix
Molecular function (GO): structural constituent of chitin-based larval cuticle
Source: RefSeq, a predicted model, not a curated record
GAACGAUCGUUCUCUAGUAACGUUCUCGCGCUUGUAAAGACGACAUUCGACCAAACACUUCCACCUGCGGGGAAAGUAACCAAAAACAGUGAAAAUGAAGUGUACAUUGGUUUGUGUGGCUCUAUGCUUUGUGGCGAUCGCCGUGGCCGUCCCAGUCCCGGACCAGAACGCCGAAACGCUCAAGUACGACAGCAACAUUAACGGUGUCGACGGGUACAGCUAUCAGUAUGAGACGAGCAACGGAAUUUCGGCCCAGGAAGCCGGCGAGCUGAAGAAUGUCGGUGAGGCGUCGGCACUGGCCGUACGUGGCUCGUUCACUUACACUGCCGACGAUGGACAGGUGUACACCGUCAACUACAUUGCGGACGAGAACGGAUUCCAGCCGGAAGGGGAGCACAUCCCGAAGGAGUAGAUCGUUCGGCACACGAGAUUGAUCAAGAGUUUGUAAAUAAAUGUUGGAAAAUGUAUAGAAAAGGUCCGUGUGGCGGAUUUAAAUUUGACAGAUAUGA